This is a messenger RNA of Xyrichtys novacula (pearly razorfish), 13540 nucleotides long. NCBI's taxonomy places the organism in Eukaryota, Metazoa, Chordata, Actinopteri, Labriformes, Labridae. The record is from the annotation of a GenBank genome assembly.
AUUAUAGAGGAAAAAAUGUGUGAUCACAAGGAUUACUAGACAAAACUAAAACGAAAUGUAGAUUUUUUUUGUUGUUGUUGCAAUUUACUGGUUUUUACUAGUGGAUCUAAGGACGAGUGAUAAAUGUUGACUUCAACUGUUCAUUUUUCCCCCCCAGUUUUAUUGGUGGGAAGCAGAAUUCGAUUUAGUGCAGGUGUUUAAAACAGAAGUGAAAAUCAGUGUUUUCUCGUCCUUGGCAUUUAUUACCGUGUUUUUGAACAUGUAUGUAUGUUCAAGAAGAAACAAAAAGUAACUCAAAGGAAAACUAAAUGGCUUUCGCAAACUUAUUCACGAGCUUGGCUGCAGUUGAAAAAGAUGUGAGAAGUCCUGCUCAAGAGAACUCUCCUCACAGGUGUGUUACCUGAGACAGAGUCACCUAAACAAUCUCAGAUUAAAAUCUUUUUUCUUCAUCUACUAAUUUAUUUUUAUUUUAAAGGAAAGAGACUGGACGUGGCAGGGGAAGAAAGAGGAAAACUCCUGGAGAACAGACAGCUCCUCCUGAAAAAGUGAGUCAAACUUGGAUCAGACUUUUUAUUUUCUAACAUCCUAAAGCUUGGACCACAUUUCUCUGUUUGAUUCCUGGUGAAACUUUAUCUCACUUGUCAGGUGUUGUCGUUCAUUUCCAUGAAUGAUUUUUUUAAAGAUACGACUGAUACCAGUGCAGUCAAGUCAAACAGCUCAUUAAACAGACAGGUGUAAACAGAAAUGUUGAUUUCAUCAUGAUUUUGCUUCAGGUUGUUUGUUUUUACAGCAAAAAAUUGUGUUUCAUGGCAACAUAUCAGCCUCUCAUUAAAGCUACUGUGAGGAACUUUUGGUUUGUGUCAAAUGUGGGGUCCCCUUUUGAUAAAGCAGUUGUUGCUUCUCUGAUUCUACACAUACAGUGGAUAUAAAAAAGUCUACACACCCCUGUUCAACUGCCAGGUUUUCGUGAUGUAAGAAAAUGACAGCAAGAUAAAUAAUUUCGCAACUUUUUCUACCUUUAAUGUGACCUAUAACCUGUACAGUGCAAUUGAAAAACAAACUGAAACCUUUAAGGGGAAAAAUAUAAAAUAAAUAAACUAAAAUAACCUGGUUGCAUAAAUAUGCACACCCUUAAACUAAUACUUUGUUGCAGCACCUUUGGCUUUUAUUACAGCACUCAGUCUUUUUGGGUAGGAGUCUAUCAGCAUAGCACAUCUUGAUGUGGCAAUAUUUGCCCACUCUUCUUCCACAAAUGUUUGAUGGGAUUCAGGUCUGGGCUCUGGCUAGUGUAUUCCAAAGUCUCAAUCUUAUUCCAGUGAAGCCAUUCUUUUGUAGAUUUAGAUGUGUACUUUGAGUCAUUGUAGUGCUGAAAGAUGAAGUUCCUCUUCAUCCUUAGCUUUCUACCAGAAGGCUGAAGGUUUUGUGCCAACACUGACUGGUAUUUAGAACUGUUCAUAAUUCCCUCCACCCUGACUAAGGCACCAGUUCCAGCUGAAGAAAAACAGCCCCAACGCAUGAUGCUGCCAUGCCCAUGCUUCACUGUGGGUAUGGUGUUCUUUUGGUGAUGAGCAGUGUUGAUUUUGCACCAAAUAUACCUUUUGCAAUUAGGUCCAAAAAGUUGAACUUUGGUUUCAUCAGACCAUAACACAUUUUCCCACAUGCCUUUGGGAGAUUUCAGAUGUCUUUUUGCAAAAUUAAACCAGGCUUUGAUGUUUUUCUUUGUGAGAUAAGGCUUCCGUCUUGCCACCCUACCCCAUAGCCCAGACAUAUGAAGACAGCGGGAGAUUUUUGUCACAUGUACUACACAGCCAGUACUCGCCAGAAAUUUCUGCAGCUCCUUCAGUGUUGCUGUCGGCCUCUUGGUAGCCUCCCUGACCAGUUUUCUUCUUGUCUUAUCAUCAAUUUUGGACGGAUGUCCUGUUCUCGGUAAUGUCACUGUUGUGCCAUAUUUUCUCCACCUGAUGAUGAUGGUCUUUACUGUGUUCCAUGGUAUAUUUAAUUCCUUGGAAAUUCUUUUGUAGCCCUCACCUGACUGAUAUCUUUGAAUAAUGAGAUCCCUCUGAUGCUUUGGAAGCUCUCUGAGGACCAUGGCUUGUCCUGGAAGAUGUGGCUACAAAAAUAUCAGGAAAAGCCUACUAGAACAGCUGAACUUUAUUUGGGGUUGAUCAGAGGCACUUUAAUUGGUGACAGGUGUGUGCUGACCCCAAUUUAACCUGAGUUUGAAUGUAAUUGGUUAAAUCUGAACACAGCCACAUCCCCAGUUAUUAAAGGGUGUGCACACUUAUGCAACCACAUGAUCUCAGUUGUUUAUUUUUACUUCACCUCCCUGAAAGAUUUCUGUUUGUUUUUAAGUUGUGUUGGACAGGUUUUAUGUCACAUUAGAGGUGGAAGAAUUUGUGAAUUUAUUUAACUUGAUGUAACUUUUUUACAUGACAAAAACUAUUUGAACAGGGGUGUGUAGACUUUUUAUAUCCACUGUACGUAAGUGGUGUCUUCUGAGUAAGAAAAUCUUUUCCUACUUAACUUCAGAUGUCAGUCAGUCAGAUGUAUCCCUGUGUCAUAUUAUUAUUGUGAAUAUUUUCUUUGGAAAUGAUAAAAACUGGGCUGUUCCUUCAGCUGCUUGGCUGACACCUACCCUUUUGUACAGCUUUCAGGCAUAACAAUAUUACAAGAUAGAAAUUAUCAGUCAUGUCGUUGAUGGUCUUGUUUGCUUUUGUAUAUCAUAAAAAGGCAUCAAUUGUGAAUCAGGGGUCCCAAAUUAUCAUUUGCUUUUAAAUGUAAUGACUACUUUACUAUAUUAUAUUUUAAGUUAAGUUUAAGUUAUAUUAAUUUUUUUGAAUUAUGAUGCAUUUGAAAUGUUAUAAAAAGAAAGCCCAGAAUGCCUACAAGCCUUAACUCUUAAUGCUGCUCUUUAAAUAGUGUGUAAGAGUUCUUAAAGUUCGUAAUAAACUGGAAUACAUUUUUUUGUGUUGCAUUUAUUUCACUUAAUGUAUCAAAAAAUGUACCAAUGGGGGACUUCAAAAUUGAGAAUUAAAAAAAAAUCUUUAUCAAUUCGUCCCUGUAAGAACACCACACAUUAGUGUGUAUUAACUUGACAAACUUGAAGAGGUAUUUUAAUCAUUCAACUGAUGUACAUUUAUUUUUCCUUGACACAAAAGCUAUAUUUAUUUAUUUAUUUUCCCACAGAGGCCGUGCUACCAAACCAGGUCAACCAGAGCUCACAGUGCCACGUUCUUUAAAUAUGAUGACCACAGAGCCGAACGCCACCAUAGGAAGAAUCCUCACUAUGAACAAGCUAAUGUUAGUUUAAGUAACAAAGCGAAACAAAGCCACCACAGCAAACCUGGCCAUUAUAACACAUCUCACAAAGGUCAGAAUAACAAAAACAAGAAUAAGCAAGAAGAGCAGAAAAAGAGGAGAGAGUGGCAGAAGAAUGAAGGCCUUCGUGAGGAAAGAGGGAGACCUGCUGGCAGGGGUGGAGGACCUGCUUUAAGAAGAGGUGGAGGGGACAGGAGGACUAAAACAGUAAGCAUGUGGCUUGACUUUGCCUGUCAGGUUGAAUAUUAAGCUACUAAGUCUUUAUCAGUUUUUUCCUUCGAGGAAAGGACACCUGCUGUCAUUCUAUAAGACUGAGAUUUGUUUUCAGAUCCAAAAGUGCUGCAAAAAUGUUACUCUUCUUGUUACUGUAUUUGUUUACUCUUGUUUAUUUGUCUACAGAACUUAUAUCUGCAGUGGAUUUUAUGCACUCCUCCACAAAUGGCAGCCUCCUGCUUUGAGUGACAAAGUCAAUGCAGAUGCUCUCAAAUAUUCAGUUCCUCGGGGGUCCUCUUGAAAUUGGCCCAAAAAGCCCCAGGAGCCGUUUACAAACCCUUCCAAAAGAAUAUGUUUACCACCCCAACUGUUCCGAUCUAACCAUCCCAUUUCUUUCUGCACACAGUUUAUGGGGGUACUUAAAAAAAUUGAUGUGUGUCAUGACUGAAAUUCGCUUUUAAAAGCAAGAGAAAUGAAUUGAUCCGAAAUGAAACUACGUUUCACAAAAUGGUGCUUAUAAGUAACUCUAUUGGGCCAUGCUUUAUGAAUCUGUACCACUGUCAGUUUGUUAAUGAACCUCAUUGUUGUCUCUGUUCUUCUGAGGACACAAAGGUGGAACGCACAAGAUUCAUGACACAGGAGUUCAAGGACAAGCAUGCCAUCUCUGUGGAUAAUCGUCUAGUUUGUAAAUUUUUCCUGAUGGGAAAGUGCACCAAGGCAGGUGACUUUUAACACGCAUGUUAAAAUCAAGUCAAAGCGUGCUGUCUGACAGAAAGAAGUCACAAUGCAGCGUCCUUACAUCUUUCCUCUCUCUCUCUUUGCUGUAUUCAGGGUGAUGAGUGCCAGCUGGAACACGCUCAGUGCCGCAAUGAUCUCUUUAAAAGUGUUUGCAAAUUUUAUGUCCAAGAAACCUGCUUCAAAGGAGCGACCUGCCCCUUCAUGCACAAUAUCCUUUGGCUGGAAAGCAUCAGUGUGAACUUUUUCUUGAUUGAAAUUCCAGAGUUUGUCCUGCUAAUGCCUAUAUAUAGUUUGUUAAGUAUUUCAUCUAUGAACCGAAAAUAUAGAAUCCCACUCAAUAUUUAGUACUCUGUUUUGGUCUAAGAAAUAUUGACCAGACUUAAGUGAAAGAAAUGCAGUUGUUUGCUGCCUGUAAAAACAGGCAGAUUGCAAACCCUCCUAACAAUAUCCCAGGUCCCAUCAGUGGUUUUCUAAGCAGCAAAUGUGUUUGACAUGGUGUUUUAAAAGCCUUGUUGCCCCCCUAAAUUUUUACCUAUCUGUAUCAAAAUGUUCAGCAAAUUUAAGACCACUUUAAAUCAUGCAAAUCUCAAAAAAAUUUGUUUAUUUUUUUUUUCUUUUGGGCUUAUCCUGCUGAAGUAAGACAGAGUGGAAGCACACUGUCGACUGUUGAACCUACCCAAAACAUGAAUGUGCAUGAGUCUGAAUUACCACAUCUAAGAGCAUAAGGAUUUUUUUAAAAGAAAAGAUAGAUUUGAGUGGAAUAAAAUCUUCAUAGAAAAGGUGGGACAUUGAUGAAAGUAAUUGAAUUUAUUCAAAAAGGAUGUUUGUCAUUAUACACUCACCGGCCACUUUAUUAGGUACACCUGUCCAACUGCUCGUUAACAGUUAAUUUCUAAUCAGCCAAUCACAUGGCGGCAACUUAGUGCAUUUAGGCAUGUAGACAUGGUCAAGACAAUCUCCUGCAGUUCAAACCGAGCAUCAGUAUGGGGAAGAAAGGUGAUUUGAGUGACUUUGAACGUGGCAUGGUUGUUGGUGCCAGAAGGGCUGGUCUGAGUAUUUCAGAAACUGCUGAUCUACUGGGAUUUUCACGCACAACCAUCUCUAGGGUUUACAGAGAAUGGUCCGAAAAAGAAAAAAUAUCCAGUGAGCAGCAGUUCUGUGGGCGGAAAUGCCUUGUUGAUGCCAGAGGUCAGAGGAGAAUGGCCAGACUGGUUUGAGCUGAUAGAAAGGCAACAGUGACUCAAAUAACCACCCGUUACAACCAAGGUAGGCAGAAGAGCAUCUCUGAACGCACAGUACGUCGAACCUUGAGGCAGAUGGGCUACAGCAGCAGAAGACCACACCGGGUGCCACUCCUUUCAGCUAAGAACAGGAAACUGAGGCUACAAUUUGCACAAGCUCAUCGAAAUUGGACAAUAGAAGAUUGGAAAAACGUUGCCUGGUCUGAUGAGUCUCGAUUUCUGCUGCGACAUUCGGAUGGUAGGGUCAGAAUUUGGCGUCAACAACAUGAAAGCAUGGAUCCAUCCUGCCUUGUAUCAACGGUUCAGGCUGGUGGUGGUGGUGUCAUGGUGUGGGGAAUAUUUUCUUGGCACUCUUUGGGCCCCUUGGUACCAAUUGAGCAUCGUUGCAACGCCACAGCCCACCUGAGUAUUGUUGCUGACCAUGUCCAUCCCUUUAUGACCACAAUGUACCCAACUUCUGAUGGCUACUUUCAGCAGGAUAAUGCGCCAUGUCAUAAAGCUGGAAUCAUCUCAGACUGGUUUCUUGAACAUGACAAUGAGUUCACUGUACUCAAAUGGCCUCCACAGUCACCAGAUCUCAAUCCAAUAGAGCAUCUUUGGGAUGUGGUGGAACGGGAGAUUCGCAUCAUGGAUGUGCAGCCGACAAAUCUGCGGCAACUGUGUGAUGCCAUCAUGUCAAUAUGGACCAAGCUCUCUGAGGAAUGCUUCCAGCACCUUGUUGAAUCUAUGCCACGAAGAAUUGAGGCAGUUCUGAAGGCAAAAGGGGGUCCAACCCGUUACUAGCAUGGUGUACCUAAUAAAGUGGCCGGUGAGUGUAGUUUCAAAACAGAGCUUGAAACUGAUGUAUUUCACAGAGAGUAUAUGGCCUUUGUUAUUUGAAACUCUUGUCCCUGGUAAACAGCAUCCAAUAUCACAAAGCAUAUGCAAAUAUUUACAUAUGUUUUAUAUUAAAAUAUGUAAAUUCAGAUUUUAAAGCCCUGAAUUGAUGAGAAAAAGAGACAUAUAUUCACAAGAAAUAGGCUGUCAAAUCAGAUGUAAGUCGGAGAGAAUUAAGUCGAAACAUCAGAAGAAGAAGAAGUCAUUAUGACAGUGUAUUGAUAAUCUGAAUGUCGGCUAAAAUGACAGGGUGAUAUAAAAAAAGGCUGCCAGCCACCUGCACUAAAAUAAAAAACAGGCUGAAGGACUGAAUAUUAUGUUUUUAUGAAACUUAUCAAGUUCAAUAUCCAAAAAUGCUCCCCUCUUUCUCCCCUCUUUAUCUUCUUUUUAGGAGAAAUAUCUUGGCCUACUUUAAGUCUGUACUUUUUCUUGCAUAUUCACAAGUUUAUUCUCAUAGCUCUGUGACUUCAAUCCUCUGUCAAGAUUGCUGAAUAUGUAAUGCUUCCUUUACUUAGCUGCACAGUCCUUCCCUUGCAAGUUCUUCCACAAUAGAGGACAAUGUUUGCAAGGUGCAAAUUGCAAGUUUUCCCACGAGCGGCUCAAUGACCUCACUCGCAGACUGCUGGACGAGGUGUGUGUGUGUUAAAAUUCCAGAUAUGAAAGUGUUAAGAUGUUUGAUAUUUACUCAUGUGUGAUGAAAGUGGUUUAAUCCUCUCAAUUUUUUUUCAUUCAGGCACUAGAACGGGACAAAGAACUUGCAAAGAAAGCUGGACAAGUGUCGUCAGUGCAGCAAGUGAAUCAGGAGGAGUCAGAAAGUACAGAGGCAAAUAAAACCCCAGAUUUUCUCUUAAACCCACAAAGGUAUGGACUUUUGAACUUGAACUCAUCCUUUUGACUCAUGAAAAUAGCAGGUAUAUCUUCACCAUUGAUGUGUGUCUUUCAGGCCCAGUUUUUAUCAGAGUGCAGAGACAGAUGUUCAAGAGAAACCUUCAUCACCACGAGCAGAAGAACUGACUGAAAACAAGGAGGAAGCUGUAACACCACAUGCUGCCCAACUUCACAGCUCUCUGUUAGCAAACUCUAAUCAGACAGAGCCAGUUUGUUAUUCAGUGAAAGCAGUGCUGGGGCCUCAACUUUCCAAACCUUUCCCAAGUUUUUACACAGCUCCAAAAACUCAAGGCUUUCUUCCCCUCUGUUCAUCUGAUAGAAGAACAGAAAGCUCUGCAAAUGCAAAUCAAAGCCAAGCACCUUACUCUGUUGAAGCUGUUCUCAAGUCUUUUAAAUCAGUAGAAACACCUACUUAUCCUACAGAACAUACUGGAUCCUAUCCACAAAAAACGGACUUCAAAGAGAGCACUGAUCCUCUGUCGAGCUCAACAAAUGUCAGAAUUCGAGGACAGAAAUCUCAGGAAAAACUGUUCCAGAGUCUGCCAUCCUUUGAACCAAACUCCAGCCUGAUUUCAGACACCUGCGCCCUGGCCUCAGGGGUGCAUGAGAGGCAAGUCUGGGACAUGCAAGACUCGGUGAAACCUGCGCUUGAUGUUAAGACACAAGGAGAACCUUCACAAAGCUCAUAUUUCCAUACAGACAUUAAACACGCUCCAAGCUCUGAUAGUGAAGGUGCUGAUCACUUGAAAACAAACAAGCAAAAGACGGUUGCUUCAGCUUCAUCUAGUCAGAGAUCUUCUUCCUCUGAACAUCCUGUGAUGUCAAAGCCCCAUAUCUGUGUCAUGACCCCUGACUCGAGAGCUUCUUAUAAGCCCACGAAGUUUAAAGGUAAAGCCACUGCUCUUACAAAGCCCAUCUCCACCUCCAUCAAGUCAAGUAAUUCUGCGGACUCUUUGCGUCUUCUCACAUCAGAACAACAUGUAAAGGGUGACCUGCACUCCAAAGAAAUCACAGCUGACUGCAGCAGUGAAGUGACAGAUGGUUGUCGCCUGACAGGUGGAUGUAAAACAACCUCCAAAAUAUCUUUCCGUAACCUCUUUGCGAAACCAAUCACUGACUCUCUGCAGCCCAAAGAUGAUUCUGUGAUGACACCCGCUGACCCUCAAGGCUUGAUUCAGUCUUCAUCUCCCGCUCUAAAAUCCUCACUUUCAAAAAGUAAUCCACCUAAAACUGCGUCUGAAUCUGUCAAAGCCCCAGCCAGGCCUUUUGCCAGCCUUUUUUCGACUCCUCUCAGUACUGCUCCUCUCCCAAGCAUGCACUCUCUGGAUGAUUCAAGAACGACUUCAGGUUCACAGAGACCAGACCAGAAAGUUGAAACAGCACCUUGUAAUCCAAACUCCAAACAAAGAGAGGAUAAUUUUCAGACACAAAGACCAGACAAGGAUAAUAUGUCAACACCUCUCAGAGCUGAUGUCCAAGUGUCAAAUUCUCCUAAUUCCUCUCCUGGUCCCAAAAAAGGAAAUAAAAGUUCAAAUGAGUGUAGAGAGCAGAUAGCAAGUGCAGCCUGUCCUGUUAAUGGUUCUCCGAGUGAGCAGUCCACCUGUCCACCUCUUUCUGUUUACACUAAAGCUUCAACCCAUGAUAAUCAACCCCCGCCUAAAAUCUCAUCUCCCAAAGGUAAGAAUGCAUGCCACAAACAGUUUAAGAAACACAAGUGAGAAAUGCUGGUAUGCAAUGUCAGUUUUUAACGCCUUUUAUCAUUUUGUUGGUUCAGUAGAAACUGCUCCAAAGUCCAUUCUGAGGACUCUGUUUCAGAGCUUGAGCCCGUACCAGCAGGAUGGAGAGCAAGAAAGGUCACCGUCCUCACAGGUGUGUUUUUGUUUAUCAAUAUUCAAGACAAUUACAACUCCAAUUUCAAAAAAAGUAGGAACACUGCGUACAAAGUUGAUAUACAAACUAGAGACGCACCGAUCCAUUUUUUUCUGAUCCAAUCUGAUACUGAUACCUGGACUGAGUGUAUCGGCCGAUAUCCAAUACCGAUCCAAUACUACUGUUGAAUGAACUGUAUACCUUGCCCUGUGAGUGAAGGCAUCAGGCUUGACAUUAGCCUUGUUAAAAAAAGGUACCAAAUUAACACAGAUAUAAAUUUACUUCAUAUUAUUUAUCACAAAUACCAAAUUUCACAUCAGCACCGAGCAAAAAGAAGUAAGGCUUCCAUGUAAACAUUUAGUGCAAAAGGAUAGACAGAUGUAGAAUAUAGAGUGAACAUUAAACCAUUUUCUUGAUUGGAACAAGUGUGAAGGAACAAAUAUCUAUCUAAAUUAAUACUUUUCUGAUGCUGCGCGUUAGAAGAGGAAGGAAGUCUUGAGAGCAGCCAGGAAGAGGAGUGAGAUUGCCCAUCUCAGAUAUGACAAACUGAUCACAUUUAAACCAUCUCAAGACAAGAAUGCCACCACUAUGAGAGCCUAAUAAUUAACAACAGACAUUUCACAUUAUGACGAUCAGUGUUCCUCUUUGGAAAAAAAAAAACUGCCAAAAGAUGAGAAAAUAAGGACAUUCGAAUAAUGACACUUUUGGCAAAGUUACCUCGAAAAGGACGGAGACUUGCACAUGUUAAUGUUUGCAGUCUAAGGAAUAAACUUGUAGGUGUAUCAGAUGUAUUGGUUUCGAAUAACAUUCAUAUUCUGGCAGUCACAGAGACUCAUCUGGACUACACAUCUUCAGAUGUAGCAAUAAAAAUACAUGAAACUCACAUAGAGGAGGGGUGGCUAUGUACAUCCAGGAUCAUAUCCCAGUAAAAAUGAAACAAGACCAUAGACUGUAUAUAACUGUUGAUGAAGUUAGGUGCUGUUCUGAGCAUUAUUUGUGGCUAUAGAGUAGCUUUUUGUUGGAGGUUUACCCAUGGAGACGUAGACCACUGUGUAUUGCUAUCAUGCGGUCGUUACUAAAGUUGGUAUAACUAGAGAAGCAAGCAAUCGGCUACAUUCAUCUCUCGAGGGGGAGUCUAAAUUGGUGUUAUGGUGUGUGUGACCAUAUCUUAAAUGUACACCAGAAUAUCCCUUUAAGUGUGGUUGGCAGUUUUACCUUCAGGACAGCAGCUAGAGUUUUUGUCACAGCAUCCUCUCUACACAUGUACAGAGCAGGAUAAACAAAAGGAUAAAAUGCCUGGCUUUCUCAAAAGUGGACAUCAAGAUCAGGACUGAUUGAAAAACUGAAACAUCAGUUUUAGGUUCUCGGUCCAGUAUUUUGAGAAGGGUGUUGUUGUUUCUGCAUGCAUCAGUAGAUUUAUUGUAACAGUUUUACUGUCAUUUUUCCUCAUCUGUCCCUCAGAUCGCCUGAAAACAGAGAAGCAACCCUUGUUCAGACUCUGCCUGUCUCAGGGGCAGCAGGUGUGUUGAGCCUCAUGGGUUCGAUCCUAAUCGUUCCUGAGAAACAUAAAAGUGCUGCACUCGCCAUCGGGAACACUGAUGCAGCUUCACAUUGGACAAAAAAUGAAACCCACAUCAAAAGAAAGACAUUGUGCACAUGGGAACAGGGUGGCUGCACCACUUAAGGGCCUUUAUAGGAUUUGAAACACCAAUGCCUUUCAUUUUGGGCAACAAACUGUGGAGUUUAUUUUUCUUUUUCUUUUUUUUUUUUUUUGUCAGGAUUUUAUCAUGAAUUUAUUGUCAGUGAUUAUUAAACAGUCAAAUACUUAAGAUUUGUAUAACUUUUAUUUUUAUUUUUUUGUGAAAAGAGCAAAAAGACAAAUCCCUAACAGCAAAACAAACAAACAAAAAAAGGAAAAUUAUGCCAAACAACACAAGAACCCAGAGGACACUCUAAGAAACCCUCAUUCACACUGACAAGUUUUUACCACCAUCAGUGUUGAUCUUUACUAAUACUUUUGCAUAAAACAGCAGCCACUCUAUUCUUCUUCUCCAUCUUUCAAUUGUUGCAUUUUGAAAAAGGCCACAUAUGUUAAUAUGUGGCCUGAAGCAGGUCUAAAUGUUUUAUUUUUACUUGACCAAAAACAAACAAAAAAUAAAUUUUCCAAUGUUGUGGCAGGCACAGGAGCCUGACAAAGUAAGAGUAACACAAAGAUUGAAUAGAUUUCAAAAUGACUAUUUUUCGGUUGUUGAUAAAAUUGUUUCUGUUUUAUCAGAUAAAUCAGGCAAUACGAAAAAUUUUGGUAACUAUCGCCCAAUAUCUAUUCUAUCCUGCUUUUCCAAGAUCUUGGAUAAACUCGUCUAUGCGAGAAUCUCCGACAACUUGACUGUUAAUAAUAUUUUGUAUAGUCAUUAAUACAGGUUCUGCAAAAAACACUCGACUGAGCAUGCAUUGCCGCAACUUGUUAAUACCAUUUCUUCUGCUCUAGUUGGGGAAAAAUUUGCCCUUGGUGUCUUUCUUGAUUUAAGCAAAGCUUUUGAUACUGUCGAUCAUAAAAUCCUCAUCUCAAAGCUGAACAGAUAUGGAAUUCAGAAUAUUGCCCUUAACUGGCUGAUCAGUUAUCUAGAUAACAGAGAGCAGUUUGUUCAACUAAAUGGUGCUUCAUCCACUAAAUCCAGUAUUCUCUUUGGGGUCCCCCAGGAAUCAAUCCUGGGUCCUCUAUUAUUCUUAAUUUACAUCAAUGAUUUGCCUAUGUCCUGUAAUAAUCUUCUCCCCUUAUUUGCUGAUGACACUUGUUUCAUAGAUGUCCAUGCUGACUUUGAGACUCUCAUUGCUCGUGUGAAUGAUGAAUUAUCUUCUGUUGCUAACUGGUUUCUGACUAAUAAGCUAACCCCUAAUAUAAAAAAAUGUAACUUCGUUAUCUUCUGUAACAAAAACAAAUCUUAUCCAAAAGAUGAAGCCAAAAUAUCAAUUAAUGGUACUGAAAUCUCUCAAGUAUCUCACACCACUUUUUUGGGUGUUGUCCGUGAUGAGGGUCUAGAGUGCAUUAUAUCAGCCAAGUAUGCAAAAGGUCAAUGAAGAGCCUCGUUAUAAUUAAUAAAGUCUGUCCCCUGAUCAAUCCCUCUGCUCAUUUGUCUUUGUAUUACAGCUUUCUAUUUCCAUCCAUGAAUUAUUGUAACAUUGUAUGGUGUGCAACGUAUUCAGCUUACCUCAAGAAAAUAUUAAUAAUCCAGAAAAGAUUCUUAAGAAUGAUAUCACGAUCCAGCAAACACGAACCUUCUGCUCCUCCCUUUUCUAAAUACUCCAUCUUACCGAUUGACAAACGCAAUGUCUUUCACUCUUGUAUGUAUGUCCACAAGUUCUUCAAUAACAAACAAGCCCUUCCUGAAACUUUCAGAAACUUUUUUACCUUUUCAUCCGACCUUCACUCGUACUCAACAAGACAAAAUGGCCAUCUUCAGAUACCUUCAUGUCGAACUUCUAGUCAUCAGUCUAACAUCACUUUUAGAGGUCAGAAACUGUGGCAUAAUCUGGAUGCAUCUCUAAAAUCAAUAUCAUCCCUCAACUCCUUUAAAAUAUUAAAAUCUCAUCUGAUCAUGUCUUAAGUACAUCAUUAUUUAUUAUGAUCAUGUUUCUUUUCUUUCUCUGAAUACUUAAAUUGUCUUUCCCACUGUUUGAUGAUUAGUCUGUGUUCUAUUUAUGGCAAUUUGUAUCUGUUUGACCUUUCCCUGAUCAUUGUACGUUUAUAACCUGACUAUGUCCUCGUUACUUUGUCGUCUGCACCUUGUGCUUUCUCUGCCCUGACGGGAGUGGAGCUUUGUAUAGGCCUAUCGGCCUCAUUGUGCUAAAUAAAUACAAAAUACAAAUACCACUCGCUGAAGCGUCAGAGCGGAGAAGAAAGGGGAUUUAAGUGACUUAGAACAUGUUAUGGUUGUUGGUGCCAAACAGGCUGUGGAUGAAAAUGUCUUGUUGAUGCUAGAGGUCAGAGAGGAAUAGACAGACUGGUUUGAAAUGAUAGAAAGGCAACAGUGAGUCACUCGCUAAAACCUAAGUAUGCAGAAUAUCGUCUCUGAACACACAAGACGUUGAACCUUGAAGCAGAUGGACUACAGCAGCCGAAGACCACACCAGGUGUCACCCAUGUCACUUAAGAACAGGAAACUGAGGCUACAGUUCACACUGGCUCACCAAAACUGAACAAGAUAGGAUAAAUGUUUCCUGGUCUUAUGAGUCUGGAUUUCAUCGGUGAGAGUUAGAUGGUGGGUCAGAAUUUGGCCAAGGUUUUCUUUUCAUGCAUUACAGCUUUUUUAUUUCUAUUACUUUUGAUUUUGUAUUUGUGGAGAGCUACAUCCAAAGAAAAACACAAAUAAAAGGUCUGGAUUUCUCUGUCUGUUAAA